Messenger RNA from Trichogramma pretiosum, 431 nucleotides. RefSeq names its product 40S ribosomal protein S29 (gene RpS29). The transcript is spliced from 3 exons. Gene Ontology annotation, biological process: translation. The record is from RefSeq and is a predicted model, not a curated record. The coding region runs from base 133 to 303 and encodes 56 amino acids. Gene Ontology annotation, molecular function: structural constituent of ribosome; zinc ion binding. Gene Ontology annotation, cellular component: ribosome; cytosolic small ribosomal subunit. Lineage: Eukaryota; Metazoa; Arthropoda; Insecta; Hymenoptera; Trichogrammatidae.
UAGGUUCGCCUCGCACAGCCUGAACGACACGAACGCGGCACGCUGCUACACCGGUUAUUAUAUUAAUUCUAUGUGCAUUGCACAGUGACUAUUGUCGCUAAUUCACUAAUUAGGCACAAAUUUAAAUUCAAAAUGGGUCACGAAAAUAUUCACUAUUCUCAUCCACGCAAAUACGGCCAAGGAUCAAGAUCCUGCCAUGCGUGUUCUAACAGGCACGGAAUAAUCCGUAAAUAUGCUCUCAAUCUGUGCCGUCAGUGCUUCAGAGAGUAUGCGGCUGACAUUGGAUUUAAAAAGUUGGAUUAAGUUACAAACCAAAUAAACUGAACUUGUCAAAGGAGCAGAUUUUACAUUCAAAGUUGUUAAUUAUUAGUAUCAAGUCAGAAUGUUAAGACUGUACUAACAAGAAUUCAGUAAAAUGGUUCGUAAAAACA